Messenger RNA from Miniopterus natalensis, 933 nucleotides. RefSeq names its product olfactory receptor 2A14-like. Gene Ontology annotation, biological process: G protein-coupled receptor signaling pathway. Gene Ontology annotation, cellular component: membrane. Gene Ontology annotation, molecular function: olfactory receptor activity; G protein-coupled receptor activity. The record is from RefSeq and is a predicted model, not a curated record. NCBI's taxonomy places the organism in Eukaryota, Metazoa, Chordata, Mammalia, Chiroptera, Miniopteridae.
AUGGGAGGCAACCAGACUUGGAUCCCGGAAGUCACCCUGCUGGGGUUCCAGGUGGAGCCAGCCCUGGAGCUUUUCCUGCUUGGGCUCUUCUCGCUCUUCUAUACCCUCACCCUUGUGGGGAAUGGAGUCAUCCUGGGCCUUGUUUGCUUUGAUCGUAGGCUUCACUCCCCCAUGUACUUCUUCCUCUCCCACCUGGCCGUGGUCGACAUGUCCUACGCUUCCAACAACGUCCCCAAGAUGCUGGCAAACUUAGUGAGCCAGAGUAGAACCAUCGCCUUUGUCCCUUGCCUUAUGCAGACUUACUUGUAUCUGGCCUUUGCUCACGCAGAGUGCCUGAUUUUGGUGGUGAUGUCCUAUGAUCGGUACGUGGCCAUCUGCCACCCCCUCCAUUACUCUGUCAUCAUGAGCUGGAGAGUGUGCACGGCCCUGGCCGCCACUUCUUGGGUGUUCAGCUUCCUCUUGGCUCUGGUCCACGUGGUUCUCAUCCUGAGGCUGCCCUUCUGUGGGCCUCAUGAAAUCAACCACUUCUUCUGUGAGAUCUUGUCUGUCCUCAGGCUGGCCUGCACCGACACUAGGCUCAACCAGCUGGUCAUCUUUGUGGCCUGUGUGUUUAUCUUAGUGGGGCCCCUCAGCUUGGUGCUGGUGUCCUACACACGCAUCCUCUUUGCCAUCCUGAGGAUCCAGUCUGGGGAGGGCCACAGAAAGGCCUUCUCCACCUGCUCGUCCCACCUCUGCGUGGUUGGGCUCUUCUUUGGCAGCGCCAUCGUCAUGUACAUGGCCCCCAAAUCCCGCCACCCUGAGGAGCAGCAGAAGAUCCUUUCCCUGUUUUAUAGCCUUUUCAACCCCAUGCUGAACCCGUUGAUCUACAGCCUGAGGAAUGCAGAGGUCAUGGGCGCCCUUAGGAGAGCAGUGUGCAAGGAGAGGCCAACUUGA